Molecule: messenger RNA, 1851 nt
Organism: Lobosporangium transversale
Lineage: Eukaryota; Fungi; Mortierellomycota; Mortierellomycetes; Mortierellales; Mortierellaceae
Exons: 1
Coding region: 4-1851 (615 amino acids)
Molecular function (GO): protein binding
Source: RefSeq, a predicted model, not a curated record
GUCAUGUCUACAACAAACAUCGCCUCAACAUCUCAUUUUAAAAAACACAUCUCCAUCAACCUCUUAAAAAAUCUCAUUCCUCUUCUCUCCUUUUCCCCCACUCAUCCAUUUAUGUUUGACAUCCCUGAACUUGACGAACUCAUCUUCUCCCAAUUAAAACGAAAUGACCUUGCCCACUGUGCUCAAGUCAAUAGAAUAUGGCACAGAGCAACCACCCCAUAUCUGUGGUAUAAUGUAACUUCAUUAAAAUUUACUCAAAGGAAGGCCUUCAGCGAAAUGGUCUUGAUGGCAUAUUACCAGGAUCAUCACCUAAAGCUUCAACAACAACAAUCGCCGCAAGGUCCACAAACCAAUAAUCCGCCUUCAGUCCUUGAAAAGUAUGGUCAUUUUAUCCACCAAACCCCUUCCAUCCAUAACCUUCUCAAAUUUUUUGAGCUGCCUUUCGCUCAUGAUGACAACAAGGACUUAAAAAUCGCUGCCGGAUCACUCGAGAAACCAUCGGCCCCUGAACUAGUCCUCUUUUUUCUCAGCUAUUGCCCUUCAAUUAAACAUGACCGCCUCUAUGUCACUCCUUUUGAUAUUGCUUCGGAUGACCUUCUCAGGGCCUAUGCAGCUUUUGCACCCCAUGUGAAAGAGCUCAUCAUUGAGAAUGGUGGGAACAAAAAGCCUCUUACAGAUGUGUGGAGGGUCAAGUAUCUUUUGUCUAAAUGCUCUUCAACAAGACUUCGAUCACUAACCAUUCAGCUGGAUCUCAAAGACGCACAGAAUGAGCCGCCUAGCUGGAGUCAGGAUAAUGCAUCCAAAGAUGGAGAAGUGUUUCUUCCUCUUCUGCAGGGACUCAAGGUCUUGAUUUUAGGAAGAUGUCACGACACUACCAACUCCAAGUCUUUCUGGCCACAAUUAUGGGAGUCUUGUUAUCAUGUUGAGGACCUCGGAGUCGGUGACGUCGAUAAAGAUAUUAUCGAGGCCUUAGUGGAGAAAAUGUCGAGAUACAUGCCUAAAGUUCAUCAGUUGCAGUUGGGAGAAGGCGGAAAUAUGAUGCGAGGUCUAGAGGAUGAAGAAGUGGCUUCACUAUUGGCGAAUCCGUGUCAACAUCAAGGAUGGACAAUAGUGAGAACAAAGAGCUAUAUCAACUUUGGAAAGUUAUCCAUGUUAAAUUUAGGAAGGCACUGCUCCAACUUAGCGGAGUUAGAUAUUACAGAUUGCAAGUACUUCUCAAAGGAUUUAGCUUCAAUACUAUCAAUAUGUCCAAAACUUCAGGUUUUGACCACGAUCAACGAUAAUUUCAGUUGGCAACCGGCGGCCUACACUUUAAAUGCAAAUGACUUUAUGGAUUUGGAUUCAGCAGCAGGGCGACUCAAACCUUGGGCUUGUGAAAGUUCGCUCAAGGUCCUCAAGGUCAUCAUCUCCCACAUCCCAAGGCCAGAUCUAUCAGGCAGUCAGGAUGAAGAAACAGUAGUUGGAGAGGCCUACUUCGGUGAAGGGCGGAUAAUACAGAACAGAGUGUAUGAACGAUUAGGGCGGUUUUCAAACUUGGAGACAUUAUGGCUAGGAUAUGCUUCUUAUGAUCCAUAUACAGACUAUGAAGAUGUAAACUACCCUGUCCAACGUGGGUGUUUGGAGAUGUCGUUAGAGAGUGGGAUGGACAGGCUUGCAGGAAUAAAGAAUCUACAGGAGCUGAAUGUUACUCGUAUGGCAGCUAAGAUUGAAGCUGCUGAGAUGAAAUGGAUGAAGCGGACGUGGCCCAACUUAAGGAUCACUCCAAAACAAAAAGUAGGCGGUGACAUAGGCGAUGAUUCUGAUAUUAGUAGUGACGGAGGAUUCAUAGAUUGGUUAAAAUCAUUCUUUUAA